CAAAUGUCAAACCAAAAAACUAACCUCUUUCUGUAGGUACAUCUCGUUUUACACGUGUUGGUUUACAAACAUUAAAAUUAUUCGUUUAGUUCGUUAUUAAUUUACAAGUUAAUCACAAUACGCUGUGUAUAGAACGUUCAGUGCAGUGUUCGAACUUUAAUUCAAGGAAUCAACAUGACGGACGUGCUACCGCCGGGUACCGAAGUGUUUACAGAGAAGAAGAAAAAGAAAAAUAAAGAUGCGGUGACCCUUGGCGCGUUCCAGAAGCUGGGAGACUUCAAGAUCGAGCCUUCGGAGAGCGUUACUAAGCUGGAUACAGCCUACUGGCCUUUAUUAUUGAAGAAUUUCGAUAGACUCAAUGUGCGCACUAACCACUACACGCCGCUUCCUUUUGGCAGUUCGCCGUUAAAACGCUCGAUUUCUGAAUACGUUAAAUCCGGCUUUAUCAACGUCGAUAAACCUAGCAACCCAAGCUCCCACGAAGUCGUUUCAUGGAUAAAAAGGAUACUAAAAGUUGAGAAGACGGGCCAUUCCGGAACCUUGGACCCUAAGGUUACCGGGUGCUUAAUUGUGUGCAUAGACCGAGCUACGCGGCUGGUCAAGUCCCAACAGAAUGCUGGUAAGGAGUACGUAGCUAUUUUUAAUCUACAUUCAGCUGUUGAAAACAUCCAGAAAGUCACUCAAGGCUUGGAGAAGUUGCGUGGUGCUUUGUUCCAGCGUCCGCCAUUAAUAUCUGCUGUAAAACGUCAGCUUCGGGUUCGCACAGUUUAUGACAGCAAGCUACUCGAUUAUGACCAGGAACGUAACAUAGGCAUCUUCUGGGUUAGUUGCGAAGCUGGUUCGUAUAUACGUACCAUGUGCGUCCAUUUGGGAUUGAUGCUUGGAGUCGGUGGACAGAUGAUAGAGCUGCGACGAGUAAGAUCUGGCAUAUCUGGUGAGAAAGAAGGUAUGGUGACGAUGCAUGAUAUUUUAGACGCCCAAUGGGCUUAUGAAAACCACAAAGAUGAAACGUAUCUACGUAGAGUUAUUAAACCAUUGGAGGGUUUAUUGAUCGCUCAUAAAAGGAUCUUUAUCAAGGACAGCGCUAUUAAUGCAGUUUGUUAUGGGGCAAAGGUACUCUUACCUGGAAUUCUAAGGUACGAAGAUGGAAUAGAAAUUGAUCAAGAAAUUGUCAUAGUCACAGCAAAAGGGGAAGCUGUGGCGUUAGCUAUAGCGCUUAUGACAACAUCAACAAUGGCAUGCUGUGACCAUGGAGUUGCAGCGAAAUUAAAAAGGGUUAUUAUGGAGAGGGAUACCUACCCUCGCAAAUGGGGGUUAGGACCAAAAGCGUCUCAAAAGAAGAUGUUAAUUCAACAAGGGAAGCUGGAUAAGUUUGGCAAACCCAAUGAGAAUACUCCGAAGGAAUGGCUGAACAGCUACGUUGAAUAUAAAGGUCAGAAAAAGACAGAAAAUGGAGAGGGUACAGUGGAAGAAGGUGGUAGGAAAAGAACAGCAAGCACAGCAAAUGCAGAAGAUCCUAAUGAUUCAGUAGAAGCGAAAUCGGAGAAGAAAAAGAAGAAGAAGAAGCGUGACACCGAAGCAGAAGCAGACACAACAGUAGAAGCAGAGCCAGUAGCAGAGUCAUCAGAAGCGAACGCAGAUGGCUCUGUACGUAAAGAGAAGAAAAAGAAGAAGAAGAAGGACAAACACCAAGAAAAAGAAGAACAGUGAAUAUAUAUGUAGAAGUAAAUCUUGUUGUACAUAAACUAAACAUGAAAUAAAUGUGAUCUAAAGUUUA
Molecule: messenger RNA, 1777 nt
Organism: Maniola jurtina (meadow brown)
Lineage: Eukaryota; Metazoa; Arthropoda; Insecta; Lepidoptera; Nymphalidae
Gene: Nop60B
Product: H/ACA ribonucleoprotein complex subunit 4
Exons: 1
Coding region: 175-1710 (511 amino acids)
Biological process (GO): mRNA pseudouridine synthesis; box H/ACA sno(s)RNA 3'-end processing; rRNA pseudouridine synthesis
Cellular component (GO): box H/ACA snoRNP complex
Molecular function (GO): pseudouridine synthase activity; RNA binding
Source: RefSeq, a predicted model, not a curated record